GUUAUGGGUGAUUACUUUUUAUGAAUGAAAUUCUUAUCAUAAGAAGUUGCUUGGUCAACCUGGAAUGGCUGAUGAUAAGAAGUUGUAUCUUAUUAAUCUUGGUUUAGGUAUGUUUUUGUUUCAAGCCAGUUACUAUUGCAUUUCCACUAAGUAGAUGGUGUUGCACCAUGAGCAAAAAUGAAUCAGCAACGUUCUCGGCGCUUUCGGGCUGCAAAAGAUGCAGCCGAGGCUGAAGCGGAAGAGGAAAGGCUGAGGAAAGAAUUCAUCGGUGAGGGAACACCUUUGUCUCCCAAAGAUAAGCCCGAGACUUCAGACACAAAUGUCAUUACCCCUGGUUCUAAGUUUAUGGCAGCUCUGUCAGUGGCUCUUCAGUCUUAUGUACAGACUAGAUUGAACCUCAACCCUGCCUGGAAAAAUAUAAAGGUACUACAUAAUUGAAACCACAUCCUAUUAAUUCUUUUGUCACUUGAUCCCUUCAAGAUGAGAUGAUUCCUUUCUUUUGGAGUAAUCCCAUCUAUUUUCUUCUCCCUUAUACAUCUGGCUUUCAGGAAGCUCUUUCUCUAAAUAUUUAUUUAUGGGCUGUAU
Molecule: messenger RNA, 585 nt
Organism: Vicia villosa (hairy vetch)
Lineage: Eukaryota; Viridiplantae; Streptophyta; Magnoliopsida; Fabales; Fabaceae
Product: 5'-3' exoribonuclease 4-like
Exons: 2
Coding region: 178-438 (86 amino acids)
Biological process (GO): nuclear-transcribed mRNA catabolic process
Cellular component (GO): nucleus
Molecular function (GO): 5'-3' RNA exonuclease activity; RNA binding
Source: RefSeq, a predicted model, not a curated record